AUGGACCGACUAACGACCAGUGACGCUGACCAGGCAUACCUGCCCACCGCUGACUCGAACCACCGUGACCGAGAGUUCAUCCUCAUGAACAAAAUCGCUCACGGGGGCUCUUACCCCGGUCGAGAUGACGACUUGGCGGCCAUGAUUACCUCCGGAAAUAUCCGGAAAGCCGCUGCACUACCGAGCUCGGGGAAGCAAGAAUCGGGCGUGCCACCGAGAGCCUCGCCGGUCGCACCGCAAGAAAUUGCGGUCCCGGCGACGGCGACCUCGAAGGGAGUUGCGCCGCUGGACUCGACCACCCAAGAGGUCGAUGCUCCCCCGGUUGCCCCACUGGCCCCGAUGCCACAAGAAGAACCCCUUGUCUCGCUAGUAGACGCGCCGUCCUGCGUUGGGGACAUCCCUGCGGUCUGGACGGGCGCUAAGACAGCACAAGAGGCUACCGAGAUGGAGGUCAUCGACCUCCCUGACGCGAACCUUGCCGAGGCAAUCGCCGAGGCAGAGAGUCGCGAUGCAGACCAUGACGACGCCCGUGCGCCCAGGAAGCGCCGGGCCACGACACACGACGACUCAGACACGCACUCCUCGACCUCUGACUCUGCAAGGCCGAGGAAGAAGGCACCCAGAGCCUCCCGCGCUGCCGCUGCAGCGGCUGGGAGGGCUGGUGCUAGUGCCGCCAAGGCACCACACCCGACGAGGACACAGCAGCCCACUGCGACAGUUGCUGCCUCCAGGCAGCCUGAUGAGGACGGCUUUGCGUCGCCGGCGCGCAGGGCGUGCCACCCGUGCCGCAGCGCAACAGACUGUCACCGACACUCCGCCGCAGCAGCGGCAACCAGCCCGCGCUGCGCCACGGCUGCAGCCGGACACUGUCACCCCGCGGCAGUCAACGCCACCAGAGAGGCCCCAGUCAACCGCCCCUGUGGCGGAGGUCGCCCCAGCGACAUCCGGCGUCUCCUCUGCACCAGAAGCAGCAGCUGA
Messenger RNA from Schistocerca americana (American grasshopper), 978 nucleotides. Its product is annotated as translation initiation factor IF-2-like. The coding region runs from base 1 to 978 and encodes 325 amino acids. The record is from RefSeq and is a predicted model, not a curated record. The transcript is spliced from 2 exons. NCBI's taxonomy places the organism in Eukaryota, Metazoa, Arthropoda, Insecta, Orthoptera, Acrididae.